This is a messenger RNA of Episyrphus balteatus (marmalade hoverfly), 2494 nucleotides long. RefSeq names its product gamma-aminobutyric acid receptor alpha-like. The coding region runs from base 135 to 1829 and encodes 564 amino acids. Gene Ontology annotation, biological process: monoatomic ion transmembrane transport; signal transduction; chemical synaptic transmission. The transcript has 7 exons. Gene Ontology annotation, molecular function: neurotransmitter receptor activity; extracellular ligand-gated monoatomic ion channel activity; GABA-A receptor activity. Lineage: Eukaryota; Metazoa; Arthropoda; Insecta; Diptera; Syrphidae. The record is from RefSeq and is a predicted model, not a curated record. Gene Ontology annotation, cellular component: membrane; neuron projection; synapse.
UCACAAAAAUUAAAAAAAAAAAAAAAAUAAACUACAAACAGAAACAGAACGACUCCUUGUGAUUUCGAAUAAUAUGAAAUUGGAGAACCAAGUCAAGAAGAUUGUUCAUAUGUCAGCGACACAAAUGCAUAAUCAUGACGUUGACAGGGCUGACUGCAGCCACCUCCACACCAGGACUUGUAGGCAGUGUGUUGAUGACAUUGUGGCUGCCCGAAUCUCUACGCUGGAUGUUAUAUAAAGUUUUGAUUAGCAUCGCAUUAAUACUUACAAUACGCAAUGAGAUCCCAGUGCAUGGAACGAAUAUCAGACUGACCCAACGUAACAACCAUGCAAAUAUUUCAGAACUUUUGGACAAUCUACUGCGUGGCUAUGACAAUAGUGUACGACCGGACUUCGGAGGACCACCAGCAACAAUAGAAGUUGACAUAAUGGUGCGUAGUAUGGGACCAAUUUCGGAAGUUGACAUGACAUAUUCAAUGGAUUGUUACUUUCGUCAGUCAUGGGUAGAUAAACGUUUAGCCUUUCAAGGAGCUCAGGAUACUUUGGCAUUGAGUGUUUCAAUGUUAGCUAGAAUAUGGAAGCCCGAUACAUACUUUUAUAAUGGAAAGCAAAGUUACCUCCAUACAAUAACGACACCAAAUAAAUUUGUUCGAAUUUACCAAGAUGGCAGAGUUCUCUAUUCAAGUAGGUUAACCAUAAAAGCUGGAUGCCCCAUGAAUUUGGAGGACUUCCCAAUGGAUAUCCAGCGGUGUCCUCUUAAGUUUGGUUCAUUUGGCUACACGACAAACGAUGUCCUUUAUCGAUGGAAUCGAGCACGUCAGCCCGUGGCCAUUGCCGAGGAUAUGAAACUUUCUCAAUUUGAUUUGGUCGAUUGUCCUGCUGGCAAUACAACAGAUACCGUUCAAAAGAUUCACACCAAAUCCACCAAGUCAAGGACAAACAAUCAACACUUACAACAAAAGGAACAAGUUAGAACUAUCAAAGCUGAAUAUUCAAUGUUAAUGGUCAAUUUCCACCUGCAACGUCACAUGGGAAACUUUCUUAUUCAAGUCUAUGGACCAUGCUGCCUCCUAGUCGUACUGUCAUGGGUAUCAUUUUGGCUUAAUCGAGAAGCUACCGCAGACAGAGUCUCUUUAGGCAUAACAACUGUCCUAACGAUGACAUUUCUUGGAUUGGAAGCGAGAACUGAUUUACCAAAAGUGCCCUACCCUACAGCACUCGAUUUUUUUGUCUUUUUAUCAUUUGCGUUUAUUUUUGCGACAAUUUUACAAUUUGCCGUUGUACAUUAUUUUACCAAAUAUGGUUCCGGCGAGUGUUACUUUAUUAUUGACGAUGAAGAUAGUGCCUCCGAUACGGACCAUGAGGAAGAAGCGACUUUAAGAAAUAUCAGUGGAAUGCCAUCAGAAUUUAAUACGAGCACUGAUUCGAAGAUUUAUGAAGUGAUACCACUAUCGAUGUGUUCAUUUCCAAUAGCGCCAUCAAAUCGACGGUCCUAUCGUUAUUCGUGUUUUGGGUUUCAAUGUUUUCGAAAGGACGAAAAACACAAAACUGCCAAAGAACAUCAUACAGUUGCAGAGGAAGUUAUUCAGUUGCAAACUGAGGAAAAUAUUGCACCAACAAGACGGGUGUCAUCAUUCCGCCCUGAGGAACCUCAAUUUAAAAAGAACAAACGAAAGCCACGUCAGCCACAAUUCAACUCGGUUUCGAAAAUUGAUCGAGCUUCGAGAGUUGUGUUUCCGUUGUUAUUUCUACUCAUCAAUUUAUUCUAUUGGACUGCAUAUUUGUCUAGAAGUUCGAGAAUUCUAACAGGCAUAGAUUCGGGUUCUUGAUGUUACCUUUUAGCAAUUUAGACAAGUCCAAGAAGAAAAAUUGAGAAAUGUUAUUAACAUCAAAAAAAGUUUAUAUGGUUGGGAUCAAAAACUAUGGAAUUGGGAACAUGGGAAAAGGUUUUUUUUUGAGAUUUUGAUUUAAACUGCAUUCUUCUACUAAAUUGCUAAAAAAAGAAAUAAAAACAGUAUUAAUUUAAUGGACUCUACAAACAGCUUAAUAAAACAGGCAUAUCAAAAUAAUAAAAAUAAUUAAUAAUUUUUGAAAUGACUUGAGAUGGUACCUAGACCAAAAUAGUACCAAUUUGAGUAAAAAUAUACACAGCUUGCUUCAUAUUAUAUUCUCUUGGUUUUUGUUAAAUUAGCUACAAAUGUCAAUAAAAUACAUAUAUAAAGGAAAUAUCAAAUACAAGUACAAGAGUUGCAAUAUUUGAUUGAUAAAUAAAUAAGGAAUCAGUAAGAAAAAAUAUAAUAUGUGUGUUUAAAUGAAACAGCACUAAUUUUACUACAAAAUACAAAUGCACAUAAAAUUGAUUAAAUUAAAGUGAUAAGAAUAUAAUAAAUUGUUAAAUUUAAAUAAAAUACAUUGGACAGAAUGGCAAUAAUAUAAUAUGAAUGGUACAUACAAAUAUCAAAUCAAUAAAUCAUAGCCGUUUGUUUUAUUUUGU